AUGGCUGGCAUCGACUUUCUUCUUUUCGAAGAAGCUGCGGGUUAUGCUAUCUUCAAGGUUUUGAUCCAGCAGGAUGACAUUGCCAACAGACAGAAAGAGGUGCAAGAGGCAUCGAACGACUUGGGCAAAUUUUCCAAGAUGGUUGAACUUGUUUCCUUCGCCCCAUUCAAGGGUGCUGCCCAGGCUUUGGAGAAUGCUAACGACAUCUCUGAGGGUUUGGUCUCUGACUACUUGAAAUCCGUGUUGGAGUUGAACUUGCCAAAGCCUUCUAAGAAGAGCAAGAUCACUUUGGGUGUGUCUGAUAAGAACUUGGGUCCUUCUAUCAAGGAAUCCUUCCCAUACAUUGACUGUGUCUCCAACGAAAUUGCCCAGGACUUCUUGAGAGGUAUCCGUGUCCACGGCUACAAAAUCUUGAAGGAAUUGCAGGAUGGUGACAUCGAAAGAGCUCAGUUGGGUUUGGGCCAUGCUUUCUCCAGAGCUAAGGUGAAGUUCUCUGUUCAGAAGAACGAUAACCACAUUAUUCAAGCUAUUGCUCUUUUGGACCAGUUGGACAAGGAUAUCAACACCUUCUCCAUGAGAGUGAAGGAAUGGUAUGGCUGGCACUUCCCUGAAUUGGCUAAGAUUGUUCCAGACAACUACACUUACGCCAAGCUUGCAUUGUUUAUGAAGGAUAAGGCUUCUUUGACCGAUGAGUCGCUUCACGAGGUGGCUGCUUUGGUCAACGAUGACUCUGGUAUUGCUCAGAGAAUUAUCGAUAAUGCUAGAAUCUCCAUGGGUCAGGACAUUUCUGAACUAGAUAUGCUCAACGUCUCCACUUUUGCUGAGAGAGUUGUUUCCAUUUCUGAGUACAGAGCUAGAUUGUUUGAAUACUUGACUUCUAAGAUGCACACUGUUGCUCCUAACUUGUCUACCUUGAUUGGUGAAGUUGUCGGUGCUAGAUUGAUCUCUCACGCCGGUUCUUUGACCAACCUUUCCAAGCAGGCGGCUUCUACUGUUCAGAUCUUGGGUGCUGAGAAGGCCCUUUUCAGAGCUUUAAAGACCAAGGGUAACACCCCUAAGUACGGUUUGAUUUACCACUCUUCCUUCAUUGGUAAGGCUUCUGCCAAGAACAAGGGUAGAAUCUCCAGAUACUUGGCUAACAAGUGUUCUAUCGCUUCUAGAAUUGACAACUACUCUGACGAGCCAUCCACGGCAUUUGGUCAGAUCUUGAAGAGACAGGUUGAGGAGAGAUUGAACUUCUACGACACUGGUGCUGCCCCAAUGAAGAACGCCGAUGCCAUCAAGGAGGCUUUGGCUUUGACCUCUGACUUGGUUGACGAGAUGGAAGUUGAGGAAGCUAACGCUUCUGACGACGAGGAGCCAGUCAAGGCUGAGAAGAAGGAGAAGAAGGACAAGAAGGAAAAGAAGGAGAAGAAGGAGAAAAAGGAAAAGAAGGAAAAGAAGGAGAAGAAAGAGAAGAAGCGUAAGGCUGACGACGAUGAAGAUUUUUCUAAGAAGAAGAAAAAGAAGAAGUCCAAGGACUAA
Molecule: messenger RNA, 1524 nt
Organism: Candidozyma haemuli
Lineage: Eukaryota; Fungi; Ascomycota; Pichiomycetes; Serinales; Metschnikowiaceae
Gene: SIK1
Product: snoRNP complex protein
Exons: 1
Coding region: 1-1524 (507 amino acids)
Cellular component (GO): small-subunit processome; box C/D methylation guide snoRNP complex
Molecular function (GO): snoRNA binding
Source: RefSeq, a predicted model, not a curated record